Molecule: messenger RNA, 519 nt
Organism: Tremella mesenterica DSM 1558
Lineage: Eukaryota; Fungi; Basidiomycota; Tremellomycetes; Tremellales; Tremellaceae
Exons: 4
Coding region: 1-519 (172 amino acids)
Source: RefSeq, a predicted model, not a curated record
AUGUCAUUAUCAGACCAAGCUCUCGCUGCGGAAGAUGACUUCCCCGAUGCCGAUCUAGCUCAGUUGGAAACUCGAAAAAGGAAAAAACACCCUUUGGACAAUGGGACCUUCGGAGCACCCGGGACGAGCGUAUACGAUUAUAGAAAGUUGAAUAUGAAAAGUACUGAAGUGGGUAUGUGGGCUGGUAUAGUGUUUGGUGCUGGUGUUACUUGGGUAACAAAACGAUUUGCUCCUUUUCCCGUAGGAAGAAAUGGUCUAUACCUGACCUUUAUACUAUCCGCCUCCUCACUCUCUUUCCUCAUCUCCACACGUCUUCUCCGUACAGGUCUAGCUGACCUCAAUCGUCGUCCGGAUAUCAAAGAUAAAGAUGAUAACCUAGCCGAAGAAACGUUCGAACCUCAUACUCCUCAACAUGACCCUGCUCCUGGUUCAGACGUCAGGUUCGAACCUGUUAUCUUACAAGGUGAAGAGAUGAGGGAUCCAUUCUUCAGACCUGGUAUACCUCGACGGCCUGCGUGA